AUGGCCAGCGUGAGUAGCGCGGCUCCGCGCCUCCCGGGCGUGACCCCUUCUCUGCCGGUUUGUGAUACGGGAGGGGGCUGGAAACCCGCCCCUGAGCCUCGUCCACCCUCGCAAACAGGCGCUGUCGAAGCAGAGCGCUUGCGUUUUGUGCUCUGUAACAGAGCAAGAUUGGUCACCUACCUACCAGGGUUUUAUUCCUUAGUCAAAAGAGUUGUAAAUCCCAAGGCUUUUUCUACAGCAGGUUCCUCUGGCUCAGAUGAGCCUCAUGUUGCUGCUACACCUCCUGAUUUAUGUCCAAGAACUGUGUGGCCAGAUGAAGUAAUGGGUCCAUUUGGUCCUCAGGACCAGAGAUUCCAGUUGCCUGGUAAUCUUGGUUUUGACUGUCACCUAAAUGGCACUGCUUCUCAGAAGACAAGCCAAGUUUCAAAAAACCUGCCUGAUAUAUUAGCAGAGCCUUCAGCAGGUGAAAGGCAUGAAUUUGUAAUGGCACAAUACAUAAACGAAUUUCAGGGUGCUGAUGUUGCACAGAAACAGCAAAUAAAUAAUGCUGAAACUUACUUUGAAAAUGCAGAUGUUGAAUGUGCAGUACAAGCUUGUCCUGAACUGUUACGAAGAGACUUUCAAUCAAUGUUUCCAGAGGUGAAUACCAACAAUUUAACAGUAUUAACUGUCAGCCAGAAGACUAAAAAUGAUAUGACUGUAUGGAGUCAAGAAGUGGAGGAUGAGAGAGAAAUGCUGUUAGAAAACUUCAUUAAUGGUGCCAAGGAAAUUUGCUAUGCAAUUAUUUCGGAAGGCUAUUGGGCUGACUUCGUUGACCCAUCCUCAGGAUUGGCAUUUUUUGGACCUUACACAAACAACACUCUGUUUGAAACGGAUGAACGCUACCGCCACUUGGGAUUUUACGUUGAUGAUCUUGGCUGCUGCAAAGUUAUACGUCAUAUCAUGUGGGGUACUCACGUGGUUGUAGGAAGUAUUUUCACCAAUGCUGAACCUGACAGCCCUAUCAUGAGAAAACUAAGUGGAAACUAGCAGUCAUCAGGGUUUCACAAGUUCUUAAAACUGUUGCAUUCUUUUACUUGAUGAUUCUCUCUAAGCAUUGUCAGGAAAUGCCACACUUUAAAGUAUUCGUAGAUAAUAAAGUAUCUGUAAUUU
Pterocles gutturalis (yellow-throated sandgrouse) is the source of this 1152-nucleotide messenger RNA. It is a transcript of the gene MMADHC, whose product is annotated as methylmalonic aciduria (cobalamin deficiency) cblD type, with homocystinuria. Gene Ontology annotation, biological process: cobalamin metabolic process. The record is from RefSeq and is a predicted model, not a curated record. Lineage: Eukaryota; Metazoa; Chordata; Aves; Pterocliformes; Pteroclidae. Gene Ontology annotation, cellular component: mitochondrion. The transcript has 7 exons. The coding region runs from base 1 to 1029 and encodes 342 amino acids.